Molecule: messenger RNA, 1031 nt
Organism: Alnus glutinosa
Lineage: Eukaryota; Viridiplantae; Streptophyta; Magnoliopsida; Fagales; Betulaceae
Exons: 8
Coding region: 67-732 (221 amino acids)
Cellular component (GO): nucleoplasm
Molecular function (GO): RNA binding
Source: RefSeq, a predicted model, not a curated record
UAUGUCUAAUCACAACGAAACGGCUUCACUGGAGUUUGGGAACACAGGAAGGACGACGAGAAAUAAAUGCCUCGGUACAAAGACGAGCCUCCGGCGGUUCGCGUCUACGCGGUCUGCGACGAAUCCAGGUAUCUGAUCGUGAGGAACGUUCCGGCACUGGGGUGCGCCGACGAAUUGCUCAAACUGUUCGCUUCCUAUGGCGACGUUGAAGACUGUAAACCAAUGGAUGCCGAGGACUGUGAGCCAUUCACCGACGUUUACUGGAUCAAAUUCCGCCUCGUCAGCAACGCCAGGUUUGCGAAGAGAAAAUUGGACGAGUUUGUUUUCCUAGGAAAUCGGCUACAGGUUUCGUAUGCUCCGCAAUUUGAGAGCCUCUCUGAAACGAAGGAUAAGCUAGAAUGGAGGAGCAGGGAAGUUCUAGAACGUUUAAAUCCCGGGAGAUCCAAACGGCCUGCGGUUGGUGCUUCAACUGAGGACUCGUUGGUUGCAACUCCCUCGCAGACGAACCGCCUUCCCCAACAGAUGAACUCUAACCAAAGGGACUCCAGAGAAUCGAGUAAUAAUUAUUCUCUGAUCACACGGGUUUCCUCUGACAAGGACUAUUUUGCAUCUCAAUCGAUGAAUCAGACAGUUCAGUUGGUAAGAGAGAAGCUCAAUAAGAUUCAUUCAAGUAGUGAGCAUAUACAAGCUGCGCCAAAGAAAACACGAGUAGACAACAGAAGAAGAAUCUAAUGGAUUGUUAAUGGUGGAGGGAACUGAUUAGAUUCCAAAAAGGUGUUCAUUUAUUUUUGGGACUCACCUCAGCUUUAACUUCUCUGACGUGCACAUUUUGUCAACUGCACCUGUUUAGCUACAUCCAGCAUAUCUUGAUAAUGUAAAUACUACUCUCUUUGUUUCCAUUUUGAGUUUCUGAGGAGCUUUUUUUUUGGCCUUUUGGAGUGCAUUUUAAACCAUGUGCUUAUAUUCUUUAUAAGAACAAUAUUCAAUAUUGUAAAUGUUUUUCUGUGAUACAUACAUAAGAUGGUUUCUCA